This is a messenger RNA of Neomonachus schauinslandi (Hawaiian monk seal), 1056 nucleotides long. It is a transcript of the gene WNT8A, whose product is annotated as Wnt family member 8A. The transcript is spliced from 6 exons. Gene Ontology annotation, cellular component: extracellular region. Gene Ontology annotation, biological process: neuron differentiation; canonical Wnt signaling pathway; multicellular organism development. Lineage: Eukaryota; Metazoa; Chordata; Mammalia; Carnivora; Phocidae. Bases 1 to 1056 code for a protein of 351 amino acids. The record is from RefSeq and is a predicted model, not a curated record. Gene Ontology annotation, molecular function: frizzled binding; cytokine activity.
AUGGGGGACCUGUUUAUGCUCAGGGUAGCUGUGGGCAUAUGCUUUGCCACCUUCACUGCCUCCGCCUGGUCAGUGAACAAUUUCCUGGUAACAGGUCCCAAGGCCUAUCUGACCUACACGACCAGUGUGGCCCUGGGAGCCCAGAGUGGCAUUGAGGAGUGUAAGUUCCAAUUUGCUUGGGAACGCUGGAACUGCCCAGAAAAUGCUCUCCAGCUCUCCACUCACAACAGGCUGAGAAGUGCCACCAGGGAGACUUCCUUCAUUCAUGCCAUCAGCUCUGCGGGAGUCAUGUACACCAUCACCAAGAACUGUAGCAUGGGCGACUUUGAAAACUGUGGCUGUGAUGAGUCAAAAAAUGGAAAAACAGGAGGUCAUGGCUGGAUCUGGGGAGGCUGCAGCGACAAUGUGGAAUUUGGGGAAAGGAUCUCCAAACUCUUUGUGGACAGCCUGGAAAAGGGAAAGGAUGCUAGAGCCCUGAUGAAUCUUCACAACAACAGGGCAGGCAGGCUGGCAGUGAGAGCCAUCAUGAGAAGGACCUGCAAAUGCCAUGGCAUCUCCGGGAGUUGCAGCAUCCAGACAUGCUGGCUGCAGCUGGCUGACUUCAGGGAGAUGGGGGACUACCUGAAGGCCAAGUAUGACCGGGCCCUGAAAAUUGAGAUGGAUAAGCGGCAGCUGAGGGCGGGCAACAGCGCUGAGGGCCGCUGGGCACCCACGGAGGCCUUCCUUCCCAGCGCAGAGGCUGAGCUGAUCUUUUUAGAGGAAUCGCCAGACUACUGUACCCGCAACUCCAGCCUGGGCGUCUCUGGCACAGAAGGUCGGGAGUGUCUGCAGAACAACCACACCGCGUCUCGGUGGGAGCAACGCAGCUGCGGGCGCUUGUGCACCGAGUGUGGCCUGCAGGUGGAGGAGAGAAGAGCCGAGGCUCUCAGCAGCUGCAACUGCAAAUUCCAGUGGUGCUGCACGGUCCGGUGUGAGCAGUGCAGGCACGUGGUGAACAAGUACUACUGCUCACGCCCCCCAGGCAGCGCGUGGUCCGGGGGCGGAGCCAGGGCCUGA